Messenger RNA from Coffea eugenioides, 3071 nucleotides. Its product is annotated as protein MEI2-like 5. The record is from RefSeq and is a predicted model, not a curated record. Bases 124 to 2655 code for a protein of 843 amino acids. Gene Ontology annotation, molecular function: RNA binding. Lineage: Eukaryota; Viridiplantae; Streptophyta; Magnoliopsida; Gentianales; Rubiaceae. The transcript has 12 exons.
CUUUCUCUGCUGAGCAGGGGUUGUAACUGAAACCUUAUUUUCGUAUAUUUCUUGCCCAAAAUCUGGAGUGAGUUUGCCUUGCUUUCUUGAAAUUCUGCUUCAGGUCCUUCAAGCAAUCCCUUGAUGAGUGCAUCUGAUGAUAUGGGAACUAGUGUACGGAAGAUCUUUUCUGGAUCUAGUGGUUACCAUGCCUCAACCGAUGCUGCACUUUUUUCAAGUUCAUUACCCGUUCUUCCCCGUCAGAAGUUGAAUGUAAAAGAUGCCGACCAAACUUGCCAAUCAAUUGACGAUGUCUCCGCCAGCUUGAAGAAAUUCCACCCACAUGUGGGCGGUAAUGAUGUACUUGAAAUAGACCAGAAUCAUGCAAUUGGAAGCUUGCUUCCUGAUGAUGAAGAUGAACUUUUAGCUGGAAUAGUGGAUGGCUUUGAUCUGGGUGGGUUGUCUCAUCAUGUGGAUGAUGCGGAGGACUUCGAUUUUUUUGGCAGUGGAGGUGGCUUAGAAUUGGAAUCAGAUUCUUUGGAGAGUUUAAGUAUGGGAAUUUCUAAUGCUAGUCUUUCUGAUGGUUCUCCCAGCAAUGGAGUGGCUCAUUUUGGACUUUCAAAUGGUGUGGGAAUUGUUUUUGGAGAACAUCCACUUGGAGAGCAUCCUUCUAGAACAUUGUUUGUUCGUAACAUCAACAGUAAUGUUGAGGACUCAGAGCUCAGAAGUCUCUUUGAGCAAUAUGGGGAUAUCAGAACACUUUACACUGCAUGCAAGCAUAGAGGCUUUGUGAUGAUAUCUUACUAUGAUAUUCGUGCUGCACGAACUGCUAUGCGGGCGUUACAAAAUAGGCCGCUGCGCAGGAGAAAGCUGGACAUCCAUUUCUCAAUCCCAAAGGAUAACCCAUCAGAAAGGGAUCUUAAUCAAGGUACUUUGGUAGUGUUUAAUUUGGAUCCAUCUGUGUCAAAUGAUGACCUCCGACAGAUAUUUGGGGCUUAUGGUGAGGUCAAAGAGAUUAGGGAAACACCAAACAAGCGACACCAUAAGUUUGUAGAAUAUUAUGAUGUCAGAGCAGCAGAAGCUGCGCUGAGGUCCUUAAAUAGGUGUGACAUAGCUGGGAAGCGCAUAAAGCUUGAGCCUAGCCGUCCUGGAGGAUCACGUCGAAAUUUUAUGUUCCAACUGAGUCAUGAUCCUGAACAAGAUGAACCUCAAAGCUGUUGUCAUCAAGCUGCUUCUUCCAUUGGUACUUCGCCCCCAGGUGACUGGCCACAGUUGGGCAGCCCUUUGGAACAUAGUCCUCUGCAGAGUCUUGGUAAAUCCCCUGGUUUAACGUCUGUCAGUCCAACAAUGGGCAACAAUUUGCCUGGGUUAGCUUCUAUUCUGCAUCCUCAAUCCUCAAACUCUAUGAGGGUUGCACCAAUUGGCAAGAAUGCUGUGAGGAGCAGUUAUUCAGAACAUGUAUGGCCCAACAGGAAUUCAAAUGUGGGGGCUGCCUCUCAACAGACUCUUUCCCUUCAUAAGCCAAACUCAAGUCAGUAUUCUGGUACUGUGUCUUCUUUUGGUGAUUCAAGUUCAAAUGGCUCAGGUGUUGAAACAUUAACUGGACCUCAAUUUCUCUGGGGAAGUCCAAAGCUAUACCCAGAGCCAACUGAUCCCUUGGCUUGGAGAGGGAAAUCGGCUGGACAUCCUUUCACAUCUAAUGGCCGUAGCCAUGGCUUUUCAUUCUCCAACCGUGUGUCACUCUUUGGUUCAUCUUAUGGCCACCACCAGCAUCAUCAUCAUCAUACUGGAUCUGCUCCAUCUGGUGUCCCUUUAGAAAGGCACUUUGGUUUUUAUCAUGAACCUCCAGAGACAUUUGUCAAACCCAGUUUUGGAGGUGUGGUGUAUGGUUAUCAUGACAGAAAUUUGAUGAUGAAUAUGAGUGGUAGUGGCACUAUUUCAGUUUCAGGAAACAUGUCAGAAAAUGGCUCUCCUAGUUUUGGCAUGAUGUCUUCUCCUGGAUUUGGUCCUAUGAGUUUGGGUAAUGGUUAUUUGUCUGGAUUAGCGGCCACCAGCUUGGAGGGUUGUAGUGAACGUGUACGUGCCAGACGUGUUGAGAGUAAUGGGAACCAGAUGGACAAUAAGAAACACUUUCAGCUAGAUUUAGACAAGAUUAAAAGUGGUGAAGACACUCGAACAACACUUAUGAUAAAGAAUAUUCCAAACAAGUAUACCUCAAAGAUGUUGCUGGCUGCUAUUGAUGAAAAUCAUAGGGGUACCUACGACUUCUUGUAUUUGCCCAUCGAUUUCAAGAAUAAGUGCAAUGUCGGCUAUGCAUUUAUCAACAUGAUGUCCCCAGAAUACAUACUCCCAUUUUAUGAGGCAUUCAAUGGGAAAAGAUGGGAAAAGUUCAACAGUGAGAAAGUAGCAUCUUUAGCAUAUGCUAGGAUUCAGGGGAAGAUGGCCCUGGUUUCGCAUUUCCAGAAUUCAAGUUUGAUGAAUGAAGAUAAGCGCUGUAGGCCAAUUCUUUUCCAUUCAGAAGGCUCUGAAUCUGUUGACAAGGUCAUUUGGGAACAUCUUCCUUCCGAUUGUUUGAACAUCCAAGCUCGUCCAUUAUAUGGUUCAGAACCUAUGGAUUCUCCUGGAAAUGCAGUGGACGAUGGUCGAUGUGAUAAACUAGAGCAGAGCUGGCAGUAACAUGGGGUGGUCACAUGCCAUGUUAAAGGUUGGCUGUGGGUGGUAAACACUAUCCUACCAGUGUAUAUGUGCACAAAUGUAGGAGAUAAACCAACAAGAAUUGGACUUGACAGUUCUAUAUUAUAAGUUGGCAUUUUGAGACAGGUUCAGAUAGGGUCCUGUGGCUUUUGUUUAAGAUCCAUGAGAGAAUAUGGAAGGCAAAGUUUGCCUACAUGUAGGGAAUUAUUCGAAUUUUGUGUAAGUUGAGAUUGGGAAUUCAAUCUCUAUAGGAAUUCGCUCCUGCAAGGCCAUCGCAAGAGGGUCUGAAAGGUUGCAAUUUUUGGUUUACAGACUUAAGAACAGAGUUGCUGCUGAAUGUCUGUGUAGCAGGAAGCAAACCUUUUUCUAAUUCUAUAUCAGUACUUGUUAUUUAUCAA